This is a messenger RNA of Suillus bovinus, 1388 nucleotides long. RefSeq names its product polysaccharide lyase family 14 protein. Lineage: Eukaryota; Fungi; Basidiomycota; Agaricomycetes; Boletales; Suillaceae. The coding region runs from base 189 to 1235 and encodes 348 amino acids. The transcript has 6 exons. The record is from RefSeq and is a predicted model, not a curated record.
GAAUUUGCGACUGACAGCCAACAUGCGUGGGGCCUCCGAGUUUUUUUUUGCAAGUAUGACCUCCACGGUGACCGGUGACCGGUGACCCUUGGCCUGGUCCUGGUGGUGACCAGUAACUUGCUAACGUCCCUUUUUCGUCCUGCCCAGAGCCACCAGACACAUCAACAGGUUCACCUGUCAUCCUCCCCAUGCUCACUAUUGUGUUACUUACAUUUCUUCACUGGUUAUCAGACACUCGUGUCUCAGCGGCUGAUCAAAUUCCUCUCUCAUCGGUAGUUGCGUCUUUCUCAUUGACCACAAGUACUGUAAUGCUGUUUCCUUCCGCUACUCAAAGUGCAUCCGAUGCAUCGUCCUUCAUUACAUCCCAGUGGUCGUUGAACAAAGGACGCAUUCAGAACGGCGGUAGCAAUGUUGCCUUCGUGGACGAUCCCUUCCCAAACUCACCGGCUCCUGGCAUGACCGUGUCAAAUACUUCUGGGCCCGUCUUGCAAGUGACAUAUGCUGCUGGUACCUACGGAAGUACAGAUUCUGGUGUUCAGUGGUACUCGCUUUGGAAUACAACAGAUGGAUCUCAAUUUCAGAGCAUGCUACUCUCCUACGAGCUUGCAUUCGAUUCCAAUUUUAACUGGGUUCAAGGGGGAAAACUUCCUGGGCUUAGAGGCGGUCCUGAUGUCAACGAUUGCUCUGGCGGAGUGCAACCGAAUGGCACAAAUUGUUUCAGUACCAGGCUCAUGUGGCGAAAAAAUGCGCAAGGAGAAGUUUAUGCAUACAUGUUGACUCCUAACAAAAUCUGUUCGGAUAGCAACAUGAUUUGCAACUCUGACUACGGAGUAAGCAUCGACCGAGGAUCAUUUGACUUCGUGGCUGGACACUGGAGCCGUAUCACAAUUCUUGUGCAACUAAACAACGAGUCUCUCGUUGCGAAUGGCAACAUUGUUUUAUACUUUAAUGACGUUCAAGCGUUAUCACAACAAAACUUAUACUUCAGGUCAGUCAACGAUUUCGCCAUUGGGGGACUGUACUUCUCGACGUUCUUUGGAGGAAGCGACCCCAGCUGGGCAACACCGCAGACCGUUCAUACUUAUUACCGCAAUAUACAGAUGUGGGGCAGCUUCUCUCCAUCUUUACUUUCUGGACAAACGGUCAAUGCUGCACUAUCCUCACGUUGCAAGUUUGGAAGCAUGGGAUGGACGUUGUCUACAUCCGUACUUUUUGUUCUUUUCGUGUAUUCAUAGGCUUGAAUGGCACGUGGACACUUGCACGGUUAUUUGCACACUUCAGGCUUAGCUGAAUUAUUAAAUGUGUUACGUGCACUUGAAGUAUCGUGUAGGUUAUGUGAUAUUAUACCCCACGGAAAGUGCUUUUAUCGCCAGAGUACUGAAGGUCCG